Chanos chanos (milkfish) is the source of this 4991-nucleotide messenger RNA. It is a transcript of the gene rapgef2a, whose product is annotated as Rap guanine nucleotide exchange factor 2a. The transcript has 31 exons. Gene Ontology annotation, biological process: small GTPase-mediated signal transduction. Gene Ontology annotation, molecular function: guanyl-nucleotide exchange factor activity; protein binding. The record is from RefSeq and is a predicted model, not a curated record. NCBI's taxonomy places the organism in Eukaryota, Metazoa, Chordata, Actinopteri, Gonorynchiformes, Chanidae. Bases 118 to 4632 code for a protein of 1504 amino acids.
CUUGCGGAGUUUUCAAAUGACAUGGCAACCUAAAGCAAAAGACUUUUGGAAGAGAAAUGCUCUCUGCUUAAAAGGAAACCAUUUGGCAUUUCAGUAGCUAAGUAGCCUUUGUAUUUUAUGGAGAGAAUGGCGUCCUAUGUGGACAAUAGUUUUCGGCAUGCAAUUAUGAAAAACCCGGCCGACAGAACGCAACAGGACCUCCAGGUUGUGUAUGCGUACCUCUACGGCAUGGAGGCUUUGUCCAAUUUGCGAGAACAUCAACUCAGGCGGCUGUGUGAAACGGUACGCUAUGAACAGCAUGAGGCCAACGAGGUUUUGUACUAUCCAGACGACAUCGGGACCUGCUGGUAUAUUCUGCUCUCUGGUUCAGUCUUCAUCAAAGAAUCCAUGUUUUUACCACGCAGCAGUUUCGGGAAGCGUUCGGCAGGCAGUUUGCGGAGAGGCUGCGAGUGUAUUGUUCUAGAAGCUUCAGAAAUGAUAGUGGUUGAUUACAUGGAGGAGAGUGAUGAGUAUUUUCAGAGACAGGCAUCUCAUCGCCAGUCAAGGCGAAGAUUUCGAAAGAUCAACCAGAGAGGAGAGAGACAGACCAUCAUCGACACCGUUGAACAUUAUCCAAUCAGCAAGCCGCCUCUUCCACCUGGUUACCACACGGAAUGCUCAAAAACACAGCUUCCUGCGGAUUUCAGCAAACUCCACCUCUCAGACAGUCUCCACCCACACAUGUCCUCCAGCCAAUCACGGUCCAGCAUUGCUAGCGACUCAGGAAGCAGCAGCCUAUCAGAUAUUUACCAGGCGUCAGAGAGUGACUGUGGAGAUGUGGAUCUGAGUGGUCUUCCUGAGACGGCGGUGGACUCUGAUGAUGAUGAUGAUGAAGAAGACGUGGGCAGGUCUGCUGACGCUCUGAUGAGCAGAGAUAUAGUCAGAGACUGUCUGGAGAAAGACCCCAUGGACCGCACAGAUGACGACAUCGAGCAGUUGUUGGAGUUUGUGCAGCAGCUGCCAGCCUUUGCCAGUCUGAGUGUGUCUGUCCGGCGGGAGCUGUGUGCCGUCAUGGUGUUUGCUGUCGUGGAACAGGCAGACACAGUGGUACUGAAACACGGGGAAGAGCUGGACUCCUGGUCAGUUAUACUGAACGGAGCUGUAGAAGUGCGUUACCCUGACGGACAGUUUGAGACGGUGUGUAUGGGUGGGAGUUUCGGUGUCUCGCCCACGAUGGACAAACAGCUGAUGAACGGAGAGAUGAGAACCAAAGUGGAUGAUUGCCAGUUUGUGUGUAUAGCACAGCAGGAUUACUGCUGCAUCCUGAACCAGGUGGAACAGAACACACAGCGGGUGGAGGAGGAGGGGGAAAUCGUCAUGGUGAAGGAACACAGAGAACUGGACCGUACGGGAACCCGCAAGGGACACAUCGUAGUCAAGGGUACCUCUGACAGGUUGAUUCAGCACCUGGUGGAGGAUCACUCUGUGGUCGACCCCACGUACAUAGAGGACUUCCUGCUGACGUACCGCACCUUCCUGUCCAGCCCUCUGAUAGUGGGACAGAGACUGUUAGAGUGGUUCAGUGAGCCCAGCCUCAGAGACAAGGUAACUCGUGUUGUGUUGCUAUGGGUCAAUAAUCAUUUCAGUGACUUUGAAGGUGAUGUGGACAUGACAUGCUUCUUAGAAGAUUUUCAGAACUGCCUGGAAAGAGAGAGGAUGACCGGACAGCUGCGUUUGCUGAACAUCGCAUGUGCAGCCAAAGCCAAACCGAGAGUGGUCUCUAUCACAAGGGCGUCCCGGGACCUGCCCCUACCCUUCACUCUGAUUGGUGGAGCAGAGCGGGGGACACGCCUCUUUGUCAGUAGCGUGGAAGUGGGAAGCAAGGCAGAGGAGGCAGGGCUUAAACGUGGAGAUCAGAUAUUGGAAGUUAAUGGACAGACCUUUGAGAAUGUCCAGUUGUCAAAAGCCACAGAAAUCCUGAAGAACAACACACACCUGUCCAUGAGUGUUAAAACCAACCUGCUGGUCUUUAAAGAGCUGGUUGCCAGGGUAGCAGAGGAGAGGAAAAACGGGAUUCCUCACCUCCCUAAAAUUGGAGAUGGAAAGAAAAAUGUUCGAUACUCUGUCCCUGACCUGGCGGUGGCUGCAGGGGUCACAGGUCAGGAGAAAGUCAGUAGAAAGGUCAAAGCACACACAGUGGGUGGACGCAACAAGCUGAUGAAGAUUCUGGACAAGACACGCAUCAGCAUCCUACCUCAGAAACCAUACAGUGACCUGGGUAUUGGGCAGUCACAGGAUGACAGCAUUUUGGGAAUGAGGCAGACAAAACAGGCCCCGCCCACAAUGCCCGUCAGCGGAAACCUGUCGUCUAGCAACCCAGACCUGGCCCAGUCUCCGCAGCGGAUCAUUGACUACAGCACGCAACCGCCUGCACCAGGACUUCUCCAGUUGCAAGACCAGGUGCUGCGUGUCUUUAAGGCUGAUCAGCAAAGCCGCUACCUGUUAGUCAACAGGGACAUGACUGCCAGGGAGGUAGCCAAUCUGGCCAUCAGAGAGUUUGGGCUGACCGCAGGACCCGAAGCCUAUUCGCUGUGUGAGGUGUCCAUCACACAAGAGGGCGUGACCAAACAGAGAAGACUUCCCGAUCAGCUUUCCAAACUGGCCGACAGGAUACAGCUGAGUGCCAGGUAUUAUCUGAAGAGUAACAUGGAGACUGAGACUCUGUGCUCGGACGUUGAGGCACAGGAACUCCUGAAGGAAUCCCAGGUGUCUCUUCUCUCUCUGAGCUCCAUAGAGGUAGCCAAUCAGCUGUCAGCACGCAGCUACCUGAUCUUCUCCAGCAUCGAACCCACCGACUACAUCAACGACCUCUUCAAGCUCCGCCCGGCCAACGCCCCCAGCAACCUGCGCAACUUCGAAGAGCUGGUCAAUCAGGAGACCUUCUGGGUCGCCACGGAGAUCGUAAGCGAACACAACCAGAUGAAGAGAGUGAAAAUUAUCAAGCACUUUAUCAAAAUCGCCCUCCACUGCAGAGAGUGCAAGAACUUCAACUCCAUGUUUUCCAUAAUCAGUGGGUUGAAUCUAGCCCCUGUCUCUCGGUUGCACGGCACAUGGGAGAAGUUGCCGAGUAAAUAUGAGAAGCUGUUGUCUGAGCUGCAGGAAGUGUUUGACCCGUCGAGGAACAUGGCCAAAUACCGCAACCUGUUAAACAAACACAACCUCCAGCCUCCCAUUAUCCCCCUACUGCCCGUCAUCAAGAAGGACCUCACCUUCUUACACGAGGGUAACGACUCUAAGGUGGAUGGGUUGGUGAAUUUUGAGAAGUUGAGGAUGAUCGCCAGAGAGAUCAGACACAUCGUGAGAAUGGCAUCAGUCAGCACAGAUCCUGCUUUACUGUUUAAGACCAGGAAGAAAAAGUGGAGGAGUUUAGGGUCACUGAGUCAGGGCAGCAGCUCCUCCCUGUCGGAGGCCGGCACUCUGAUUGGUCAGAAGCGGCGCGGGAGGCGGAGCUCCUUCCUCAGCGCUAAGAAGCUGUACGAGGUGGAGUUGAUGAGCAGACGGGUCCGACAGUACCUGGAAAGCUGCACGCAGGAGAGCGACGAGGACGCGCUACAGACGCUCUCUCUGCAGUGCGAACCCGCCACCAACACCAUGUGUAAGACCAUUCCAGAGAAGAAAAAAGCGGACGCGUCUCCUGUGACUCAGAGAGGCUCCGGCGUCCAGCAUGCCCACACACACCCAACUCGCAAGAGAGCACCUGGCAAAGACACGCCCCCGUUCGGUGCAAGAUCCCCUCAGUCUCUUCAGAAGAUUCUCUCUCUAUCAGAAGAGGGGCGUGGCCGACAAAAGAAACAGCCUGACGACAACCAAUCAAAUGCUUCCUCGCUACUCUCCUCCCCUCCCACCUCACCUCAUGGCAUGCUCAGGAAGGGUCCGUACUCGUCGGCGAGCGAAGGCUGUGAUCAGCUCAGUCUACUCAGCUCCUCCUCCUGUGACCUCAUCCUGACCUCAGACGACACACACACACACUCGCACACACACAACUCCCACCGGACUGAGUCUGACCAAAUUAGUCUGGGGUCGUAUUCAUUGGCUCAGGAUCAAUGCGAUCGCGCCUCAUUGGAUGCUGCCGACAGUGGGCGGGGCAGCUGGACCUCCUGCUCCAGCGGCUCCCACGACAACAUCCAAAGCAUCCCUCAGCGUGGCUGUUACCACGACAACGGCACCUACCGCAGCUGGGAGACGCUGUCGGAAGGCACGGGGAUGGGGCGGAGUUACUCGGCCACGCCCAUCGGUUACUGGGGCGAGGAAGCCGAGGGCGAUACGGGAACUAUCAAACGCCGAGGCGGGAAAGAGGAGCUGCCGAACCUGCCCAAGACCCCCAAAGGCCGGAGAGAGGGCCGUUUUCGUGAGCCCCCACCUACUCCGCCCGGCUACACUGCGCUACCAUUGGCCGAAACUGACGAAAUAGGCCACAGUCACGCCCACGGACGUCGCCCACCAGACUACAGCGCUGCGAUUCAGAGGUCCCGCCUCCUUAAACAGACAUGUGACUCAGAGCCGCGCCCACCAAACCGCUUGCCAGGUUACACACACUGCCCGUCGCCACGACGACCUCAGCAAGAUGAUAACGAACAGGUCUCUGCAGUUUGAGAGAUAUGGACCCCAUUGUCAACGACCAGGGAGUCCCUUUGAAGUUUCCACCCGUUUCAAACUCACCAUAGAGAAAGAGGAGUUCAAAACACAUUUUGGCACUUUUUGAACAAAAAAUUAUUACAAAAAAGAAAAAAAAAAAAAAACACGGUCUGACACAACUGACAGGAAGGUUGUGUAAGCAGAAUAUGUCUACACAGUAUCCUAAGACUCAUCUUUUUGACUGUCUCCUUCCUCAAGAGAAUGUGUGCUCAGGUGUUACCAUGGAAACAGUGUUAUUUUAGUUUCUUUUAACUCUAGUCAGAGGUCUGCAUUUUCACCUCCUGCACACUGUAACAGUGACUUUGUGCGUGCGUGCG